GCCUCUAACCCCUUCCUUAGCAAUUUUCGUUAAGCAUUUUUAGAUAGAGAAGAGUAAUGUUUCAAUCUUGAACCUUCAAAUAUGGAAAGAGGUGAAAGAGGGAUCAACCAUCCCUGAAUCUGUGAUGAAUUCAGUGAACGCAACGCUAAUGAACUUUGAAAACCUGAGGACCCAUUUGCUCCAAUUCUUGUCUCUCUCUGACCCCGAUGUCCUUGCUGAAAUGCCCCCUCUUUAGCGCGCUCAGGCUUUCUUCACGCUUGCCAAAGCCACUACUACUCUUUUCGUCUUGAGGUUGAGAUGCAGUGGAGUGCACCCCAGAUGAAUAUCCUGUUAAGUUAGAGCUUAUUCGUCGUCUAAAUCUGCAUUUUUCUUCUCUCAAACUAAAAGUAUCACUUUUUCAUUAGGGUUCAUUUGUUUAUGUGUCUUUUGUUGGGAGGCUUAUUCAACCUUUUUGUUUGGUGAUAUUGAUAUUGCUUAAUUAUUUGCUGUAGCACUAGGAUAUCAUUAAUUGAUUUGUCUGUUGUAAAGUUCAAUGGGCAUGUCUGACUGUCUUAACUUUUCUAUUCUAUUUAGGUUUCUGUAUGAAGGAGAGAUUAAGCUUGUACCAAGACAAGUUAGAGCGGUUCAUAGACUUAGUAAAGCGCCUUUGCGACCUUCAACUACCUUGAACUCUCAGACAGCAACCCAUUUCAUUGAGUAUUCUUUACUUGACCUGACCCCUGAGCAGAGACUAAGUAUGAGGCAUAUCAGUAAAGGAGAGGGUUCAAGAAUCAAAUGCUCUGAUAGUAAUGUUAAACAAAAGAGAAAAUAACAAUCUGAAAAGCAAUCUGUUCAAGAUGCUGCUAAAGAAUUCCUUGAGAAGGAAGCCCGUGAACUUUUUGGUGAUAAAAAGAUGGUUUAAGGGACCUAUACAGGUUGAUGCUUUAGAUGAUGACCUGCCUGUGAGCUAAUCCUUCAGUCAAUCAUGGUAGAUAUGUGUUUCAUAUUGAUACAUUAUUUUUAUUUCCUCCUAGUUUCUUACUCGUAGCCUAUGCAUGUAUGCAGUUGAUAUCUUUAUUAGAUAUGCAUAUCAAAAAACAUGUUAUGUGGGUGCCUAACCAUAUGGUCUA
Hibiscus syriacus is the source of this 1109-nucleotide messenger RNA. RefSeq lists its product as uncharacterized. Gene Ontology annotation, biological process: maturation of 5.8S rRNA; regulation of gene expression. The record is from RefSeq and is a predicted model, not a curated record. NCBI's taxonomy places the organism in Eukaryota, Viridiplantae, Streptophyta, Magnoliopsida, Malvales, Malvaceae. Gene Ontology annotation, cellular component: nucleolus; exosome (RNase complex). Gene Ontology annotation, molecular function: RNA binding; DNA binding.